AUGGCACAGUCUCCUUCGGAGCUCUUCGCCACAUCUUGGACUCUUCACCGCCUCUCCCCAUUAUAUCAUACAGCAGAGUCCAAACGCACCCUUCUCGAAGAUGCACAGGCAUUGUCCAUGUACGCGAAUCGACUCCGUGACAUGCUUACAGGCGAUACCCUUCACGGAAUCCGACUCUCUCUCGACGACAAUUCUUUGCUAGAUGAAGCCCUUGCAAAAGCUGGUUCCUUGAAAUCUUGCAGGUUGGAAACUCUACCCACCUGGCACUACUGGAACGAGGAGCGUUCCUUGCUCGAGGAUCCGGAUCAGGAGACUCUCACCAUCACUGCGGAGCAGUCCGCCGGUAUCCUCGUCACUCUAGAGUACGAAACCAUCAAGUAUAAGGCUGCUCUGCUCUGUGACCCCGAUGGAUAUCACACGCCCCGUGAUGAUGAUGCCACCCAUCUCCCGCUCUUGGUAACGCGUAUGCCAACUGCGCUUCGCCAGGCGUUCCUUGCCUUCCUUGGAAUCAAUUUUGAUGCACGAUGCUCCGUCCUCAGGCUUCCAUCGGGGUUUUUAUGCUCAUGCUUGGAAACAUAUUUGGCGACGUUACACCAGAGUGUCCGGGGACGCCAUGAUGCCCGGGAAGUUAUUGAACGGGUAAUGAAGGAGGUCCAACUAACACUAUCUUUUACUGCGCCUGUUGCGCCCGCUUUGAAGAGCGUAGAGGUGUCUUUGCCCCGUCAGUCGCUGAGUGAAUUUUACACUCGUGGUCUGGAUAAGUCAGAGGCCUUGCCUAAACCAGCGUACCGCGGCCAAAAACGCAAAUUAGGCUCGAACACAUCAGGCAUUUCAGGCACUGAAUCACCGACUCCAUUCAUAUCGGCAUUGUCAGACUACUUCAGGACCCAUCUCGCCAUGAAUAUUGAUAUCAACACCUCUAUUACCACAACUAUCAUUCGCACACCAGAAAAGCAUCACAUCCGACUAACGAAAAUUGCGUCUGGCGCUUUUGUCAUUGGCUUCGAAGGGCGAAUAAAACUUCUUGCGAAUCCCGGUCGGACAAUUCUUCUUGACGACUCACAUAUUGACGAGCCUGAUGCCGAAGACCUCCCGGAGGAUGCUGAGGAAAGAGAGAAGAGAUUUAUCUGGAAAGCCAAUGAGGAGCUGUUACGGGCAUUGGUUGCCAGGGCAGCUGGAAGUCAGAGUCAAACCGAGAGAGCGAGUAUGACGAACGACAGUAUAACUUGA
Messenger RNA from Coccidioides posadasii C735 delta SOWgp, 1230 nucleotides. RefSeq lists its product as uncharacterized. NCBI's taxonomy places the organism in Eukaryota, Fungi, Ascomycota, Eurotiomycetes, Onygenales, Onygenaceae. The record is from RefSeq and is a predicted model, not a curated record.